AGCGAGGUAGAGUGAAGAAGCUGCAACUUGUUUCAUAGAACCCCUUCCCGGUGUUCUCGAGAUUCAGCUAGCCAUGAAAGGAGGUAGCGGCGGUAAACGCACCCGAGGCGGCGCAGCGAGGCCUGGGUCGCGCGGGGCAUUAGAAGUAGGCAGCGCUAGCGGCAAAGGGAAUGGUUUGCUGGGGAAAGAGAGCAAGGCAAUCGGCGGCAAAAGGGGUGGAAAGUCGCGGCAAGUAGGAAAGAUGAUCCGCGGAAAGAAGGUGUUUGGCGGGGGGAAGACGAUCGGGGGAGACGGAGUGAAUCUGCGCAUGGUUAAAUGGAAGGACGUGACGCCCGUGGAAGGGCUGCAGAUCCUCAUGGACCACCGCAACCCCGCUGCAGGAGGCUUCAUGGGGCUGGAGGAGAUCGACCCCGCGGAAUUUGAGGGCCUGGCGGGUGGCGGAGCACUGGGGGGCGGGGGAGACCUGGAGGGGGGGAAGAUGGAGGGCGGAGAGAUGGAGGGGGGGGGAGAGAAGGGGGGAGCAGAGACACAGGCAGACGCGGGUGAAGGGGAGAAUGAGGACAUGGUUUUAGAGGGAGGGUUGAAGGGGGGGGAGGAAGGGAAGGUGAGCGGGAGAUCUGGGGUGCGUCAGGACGAGGGGAAGGGGAAGGGGAAGAUGAGCAGAAUACUUGAGGCGGCUAAAGACGCAGGGGAGGGGAAGGGUAAGUUGAGCAAGAGCCAGAGGAGGAAGAUGCAGAGGAAGCUGCUGAAAACAGCUCUGAAGCGAGGGGAGAAGGCGGGGAGGAACAAUGUGCCAGGGGAAAGGCGGGAGGGUGGAAAAAAGGAGGGAGAAGAGGAGGGACAAGAGGGAGAAGACGAGGGAGAAGACGAGGGAGAAGAAGAGGAGGAGGGAGAAGAGGGGGAGUGCGAGGAGGGGGAAGCGGGGGAGGGUGACGGGGAGGCGGCCGAAGGAGAGGAUGACGAAGGGGGGAGGGGGAAGCGGGGAGGGUGAAGGGGAAGAGAGAGUAGGAGAGGAGGGAGAAGGGGAGGAGGACAUACUCAUGCCAGACUGGGAAAUGCUGCGCCUGAACCCCCUCAUUCUCCGCGCUCUAAAGGACCUAGGCUUCACCUCCCCCACACCCAUCCAGCGCGCGUGCAUCCCUGCAGCCGCCAUGCGGGGGAGGGACGUUGUGGGGGCGGCUGAAACUGGGUCAGGUAAGACCCUGGCGUUCGCGAUUCCGAUUCUGCAGCGGUUGUUGGAUGAGAGGGAGAAGGAGAGGCGGCAGGCGGAG
This is a messenger RNA of Closterium sp. NIES-67, 1271 nucleotides long. NCBI's taxonomy places the organism in Eukaryota, Viridiplantae, Streptophyta, Zygnematophyceae, Desmidiales, Closteriaceae. The record is from the annotation of a GenBank genome assembly.